This is a messenger RNA of Coffea eugenioides, 1015 nucleotides long. RefSeq names its product cytochrome P450 86B1-like. Lineage: Eukaryota; Viridiplantae; Streptophyta; Magnoliopsida; Gentianales; Rubiaceae. The transcript has a single exon. The annotation marks the transcript as partial. The record is from RefSeq and is a predicted model, not a curated record. Gene Ontology annotation, molecular function: heme binding; oxidoreductase activity, acting on paired donors, with incorporation or reduction of molecular oxygen; iron ion binding.
CACAAUAUAACUCAUGACUUGCCAACCAACUUAUCACAGUUUUUUGCACAACUGCAUUUUUUGUCAUCCCAAAAUCAUGAAUUUCAAUCUAAACAGCAUGAAUUCCACCUAUUCUUCUUCCUUUGUUGCUGGCAAUUUUGCCAGAAAAUUUCUUUCAGGAGGACUGUUUUUCUUCAUGCCUGCAGAGGUUCAAAUGCUCGAGCUUUUACUUGCUGUUUUUGUUUUCAUAGUUAUACAUUCUCUGAGGCAAAAGAAGAGGCAAGGGUUGCCAAACUGGCCCUUCGUGGGAAUGUUACCUUCUUUGAUCCUUGGUCUUCAAGGAGACAUGUACGAGUGGAUUUCAGGUGUUUUAUGCCGGCAAAACGGCACUUUCAUAUUCACAGGUCCUUGGGGUACAAACCUUAACUGUGUUGUAACAUCUGAUCCUCGUAAUCUUGAGUAUCUGCUCAAGACUAAGUUCUCAAAUUUUCCUAAAGGGGAAUACUUUCGGAACACUGUCAGAGAUCUCCUUGGAGAUGGCAUAUUCAGCGCAGAUGAUGAAAUCUGGCAACGACAAAGGAAGACUGCAAGCCUGGAGUUCCAUUCCACCAAGUUCCGAAGCAUGACCACUGAAUCAUUGCUGGAGCUGGUUCAUUCUAGGCUCUUACCGGUCUUGGAGGAGUCGGUUAAAAAAUCUGUGCCUGUUGAUUUACAGGAUAUUCUACUUAGACUAACAUUUGAUAAUGUCUGCAUGAUAGCUUUCGGGGUUGAUCCUGGCUGUUUACGCCCUGGAUUGCCCGAGAUACCAUUUGCUCGGGCAUUCGAGGAUGCAACCGAAGCAACCUUGUUUCGAUUCGUCACUCCAACACUAACUUGGAGGGCUAUGAGAUCUCUGAACAUUGGGACAGAGAAGAAACUGACUGAUUCAAUCAGGGAGGUUGACAAGUUCGCAGAAGAAGUGAUUCAGACUAGGAAGAAAGAACUUUCUUUACCAACAGAAAGUGAAAAACAAAGAUCAGACCUCUUAACUGUGUUU